AUGAGGUGCUUUUUUGCUCUCAACGGAGGGAGCUUUUUUUUUCUUGUUGAAACCUUGUAUCGAGAAAGAAACGAACAAAAACUACAUCAACGAACGUACGAGAAUAUGCGGCGCAUCCGCCAGUUGAGAACAUGCUUCUCAAUGGCCAACUGCAUGCCAAAGAGGGAUAGGAGAUAUCGACGGGAGUCGAUUGAUGAUGUGCCAGAGCUUGAGCAUGAUUAUGUCCACCAGAAUAGACGUCUGGAAGCGCCGGCAAAGGAAAACAUCAGCGGAAAUUCAACUCCAAAGAAGAAUGGAGCUGCAUCGCGCCCCAUCGAUUCUGGCGUCGAUUCCGGACUCUACACCUCGGACACUGACUCGAAUUCACGAAGCCUAAGCUCGCACAACUCAACAGAUCGACAGAUCCAAGGCCUUACCGGAGCCGACUCACAAGCUGCCGGCUCAAAUUUCGACUUCGCAUUGUACUCCAACUCGCAGCUGUACGACUCAUCAAGCUACUCAACCCGAAACCUGACCAUGGCGGGCUCGAUGACAACGAUGAGUAGGACGAGUUGGCAAUCAGAAGCUGACAAGGCCAAACGCGAUUCUGUCAAUAGCCACGACUCUGGAUACCAGGUACAAAAUGACAAAAACCGUCGCUCUUCUCUGACGGAGUCAACGAACGAAAGUCUUAUUCCAGAGUUCCUGGCGCUCUACAGCCACGUUUUGCACCCACGACGAAACCAUUCCUUCUUUACCGAAUCGAGGCAGAUGAAAAUCGCCGAUUAUGAAGCUUACCACAUGUUCCCCUUCAAGCGAAAUCAGAAAGCAGUUAACAGACCGACGACUUUCGGAAUUGAAAUUUUCCACAAUUCUUCGCCAACCGCAAUUCGACAUCUUCUUGAUGGCGUGCACACUACAACUGCACGAGUCAUCACAAAACUCAACAAAGUCCGUCUCUCUGAGCUGGAAAUCGACUCCUUGGAGCGCCUCCAAAUCCUCGGACGCGGUGGAUAUGCUCACGUUGAGCUUGUGCGGAACAACAACAAUUACUACGCGCUAAAGUGCAUCAACAAACAUCGUGUAGUUCAAGCGGGUCAGCGACGACAUGUCAAGGCUGAACGCGAAAUUCUCCUUUCGAUCGACUCGCCCUUCAUCCUCAAGCUUUUCAAGACCUUCAAGGACAACAAGUUCGUCUACCUCCUAACAGAAGCAUUGAUUGGAGGAGAACUAUUUACGUUGAUGAAACGAUGUGGUCCCCUCGAAGAACCAAAAUCCGUAUUUGCUGUCUCCUGUAUUCUUGAGGCCCUGGACUAUCUUCACUCAUCUUUGAUCGUACAUCGCGAUGUCAAGCCAGAAAACAUGCUGAUCGACGAACGCGGCUACGUCAAGCUCGCCGAUUUCGGUUUCGCCAAGCGCAUGAGUAGCAAGAAUGCGAUAACGAGAACGUUCUGCGGAACUCCAGGAUACAUGGCCCCCGAAGUGAUAAAUAAACGACCGCACAGCUUUGGCAGCGAUUUCUGGUCGAUCGGAGUGUUCCUUUUCGAGCUACUUUCGUGCAAAUCUCCAUUCCGGAGAAACACCGAUGAAGCGACAUACGAAAUGACGAACCGCGGAAUUCGCGCUGUCGAGUUCCCCAGCCAGAUCAGCCCGAAUGCCGCCGAACUCAUUCGUCUUCUCUGCCAUCCAGACCCAGAAAGACGACUAGGAGCAAGAGAAGGGAUCGAAGAAGUUAGAGAGGUCGAUCUCUUACGCGAUUUCGACUUUUGCAAGCUCCGAUAUGGCUUGAUGGAAUCACCAAUUAAGCCGAACAUAACCGGACCGUCCGAUACAUCGCAAUUCGACGACUUCUCCGCGGAUAGCUCUGGUCCACCCGAUGAAACUUCUGGUUGGGACAACGAUUUCUAA
Molecule: messenger RNA, 1887 nt
Organism: Oikopleura dioica
Lineage: Eukaryota; Metazoa; Chordata; Appendicularia; Copelata; Oikopleuridae
Source: the annotation of a GenBank genome assembly